CUGAUAAUAAUUAUAUUCUCAUUUUAAUUUUUUAUUUAUUGUUAGUAACUCGGGCACAAAAUUGUUUAAAGUUCACUGUAACCUCUAAAGUUGAGGUUGAUAUUGCUCUUUAUUCAGGGUUGAGAUAAUAAUAUGGAAGUCGGUUGCGAAAAUUUAGACUUUAGUAGGUUAAUAAAUGUUAGAGGUAAUGUUGAUAAUAUAACACCUCACAAAAUAGCAGUUGUUGCUUUUAUUAGAGAAUAUGGUUUAUUAAAAAUAGAAGCGAAGACCAUGAUUAAUUGUACUAUGGCACCAAAAUACAGAAAAGACUUUUGUAUUCUAGCCCUAAAACUAAUUCAGUGCCCGGAUAUGGAAUUUAAGGAUUUAGAGACGCUUCUUACAGAUGGGCGGUAUAAUUUAUUAAGUGUACACUUAGAAAAUUUCUGUGUUCGUCUGAAAAAUAUACACGUUAAUGGGAUAAGUGCUUUGAUGGACUGUGUGACCUCAACUGUUGAUAAGUUAAUGAUUGAACAAAGUGAGACAAAUCCUUGUACUAUCACUCGAUCCAGUGUUUUAGGUUUUUACCUGAGGAGGAUUAUGUUGCAUUUGGAUAAACUUACUUUUGUACAAGUAGUUGCCCUGUAUAAAUCAUUUUGUUUGUACUAUCAAAAAGGUCGACCAGGUUUGAUGAUGAGAUCCUUAAGCAAAGAGAGGUUAAAUAAUAUGGAAUCAACAGUUGGAGUGCCAAGCAUAGGCUCACCUUCACUACCAGAAGAAUCAAAGCCACAAGAAGUUUUCACAAGAAUGAACUUAAUUGAAAGAGAGAAUAGCCUUGAAGAGUGUCGGUGGUCAAGGAAACAAGCAGAGUUAUUUACAGCUCAACAAGCUAAUUUAUUACAAAUUAAUGAGAGAAAAGCACUUCCCCCUAAACAACUACAAAAAACUAUAAUGCAAAUAAUGAACGAUAUUCCCGAGUAUUCGGACAUUCAUUUUCUGAGUUUUUUAAACUGCAUUAGAAUGAAGGAAUUUUGUGGGGCUCAAGACUCAUUAUACAAUUGUUUCGACAGAACUGUAUUUAAUAUAUGUGCCAAUUCAAAUAAUAUGAAUGAUAAAAAUAAAAAUUUUCGAUAUGCUGCUCUUAACAGAGCUGCGAUGCAUACACAGUUUGGACAUUUGUCUCUAGCGAUGGAGGGCGUGCAGGAGGCGCUGUGCGCGGCGCAGGAGGCGGCGGACGCGACGUGCCUGGCGCACGCGGCGGCGUGGGGCGCGCUGGCGGGCGGACGUGCUCGCCGCGCCGCGCUGCUCGCCCGCGUGCCCCGCGCUCCCCGCGUCGCCGCCGCCGCCGCGCAGCUCAUGGCGCAGCACGCCGCCGUCAAUGCCGCUAAACCCGCUGAAGUCUUUCAAAUUAUAACAAAAGGCGACUCCAUUAAUUAUCAUCAUUCAAUGACCGACUUGACGAUGGCCGGCUUAGCAAACACCGCAGCUCUGUGGUCCUUGUAUGGAAAAACUGAAAUGGCUUCUAUAAGUUGUCAACUUCUACUGAAUCUCAAUACGAGUAAGUUAAACAUUACAUUUGGGGAUUUACAUAUAUUUGAAAAACAUUUCCGUGUUUUAAUCUCAUCUGGCAUCGGUUUCAAAUUGUACAUGUGGCAAAAACUAAAAUUCGUCAAGUGUGAAGUGAAGAUGUGUGUUUGUAUAUCAGAGUGCACGGUGGGCGCGAGCAGCGUGUGGCAGUGGUCGGAGGCGUGCGCGGUGGCGGGCGCGGGCGCGGCGAGCGUGGCGGCGUGGCGCGGCGAGAGCGGGCUGGCGGCCGCGCUGCUCUCGCAUCUGCAGCAUCGCCCGCCCGCGCCGCUGCGCGCCGUCGCCGCGAGGCACCGCGCCGCCGCCGCACUCCUCGCCGGUAAAUGGCAAGAGGCGGAAUUGAAUAUACGUCAACUGGCAUCUUUGGAUCGAUGGGAAAGUCAGCUGCUGAAGGCCGAGAUGUAUUUUCUCAGAGGUGACGCAAUGGAUGCUUUGGAGACGCUGCAGGACAUACUGGACUACUGCAAAACUGAAGACGACAGUCUGCACUUCGCGCCGCUGCGGCUGAAGGCCAUGAUACUGAUGUCUCAGGUGCAGUUGUCCUACAGCGUGAGUCAGUCGACCAACAUAUUGCUGUUGAACGAGGCUCUGUCGUGGGCGAAGAAGUUCCACUUGCACUACCUGGCCGCCACCGUCGAGAUGCACAUCGCCAACGUGCAGCUGCACAUGGGAUGUGCUAAGAACGCCCUCGUGCUCGUCAGGAAAGUCUUACCGCUGAUAAUGGCGCACGGCAGUGCCUAUGACAUGGCAAGAGGAUUGUUGCUUUACACGAAAUGCCGCAUCGCGACUUCUCCUCCAUCUGGGGAAGCUCGGAUUCAAGUAUUUCAGUCCUGUUGUGAAGCCCUGGAGUCUGUCAAGGAGAACUUUUGUAAAAUUGGCGCACAAGUGAGGUUGCUACAAACAUGGUACAUACAGGCACAAUUGUAUAACGACGUGGGAAAUAUCGCUGCAAGAAAUCAGUGCGCCUGGAUGUACAGACAAUUGGAAACGCAAAAUCCCGUCGAUCUCUCGAAUAUGUUACAUAUUAUGUAUUAAAAAUAAUUACCUUUAUUAUUGGUUUUGUUUUU
Messenger RNA from Papilio machaon (common yellow swallowtail), 2627 nucleotides. It is a transcript of the gene ida, whose product is annotated as anaphase-promoting complex subunit 5. Gene Ontology annotation, biological process: positive regulation of mitotic metaphase/anaphase transition; protein K11-linked ubiquitination; anaphase-promoting complex-dependent catabolic process. The record is from RefSeq and is a predicted model, not a curated record. Gene Ontology annotation, cellular component: anaphase-promoting complex. The transcript has 13 exons. NCBI's taxonomy places the organism in Eukaryota, Metazoa, Arthropoda, Insecta, Lepidoptera, Papilionidae. The coding region runs from base 133 to 2595 and encodes 820 amino acids. Gene Ontology annotation, molecular function: protein binding.